UGAAGGAUGGGGCCGAGCGUCUCAAGGCGAUGGAAGAAGAGGCUGGAAAGCCUCAUGGUGGGCAUUUCUAUGCGAAGAAUCACAUGGUAAUAACACCAAAUUUGUUCCAAACUACCACAUACUAAUAUUACAACAAAUAGGACUGGGAAGAGAAGAUGCGGAAGGAGGCUUAGACCAAAGCACAAAUGGCUGUAGAUCAGCCAAGUUGGCCAGUUCCUGCUG
Molecule: messenger RNA, 222 nt
Organism: Clonostachys byssicola
Lineage: Eukaryota; Fungi; Ascomycota; Sordariomycetes; Hypocreales; Bionectriaceae
Source: the annotation of a GenBank genome assembly